AUGGGCUUUCUCGACGUCCUCCACAAGAUAGCAGAUGACCUGCUGGCCCGGGUCAAAAUGAUCCAAAACCGCCAAGUAGGAUGGCUCACUAUCAACCGCAAGACCGGCCAGCUCAUGCGCGAACAACAACCCCUCUGGAAGAAACUCAAACUCCUCCUGCUGUUUAACCCUCUCACCGAAUGGCUGGACACCACUCACCUGAUGCGCCUAUACAUGCACCGCGAAGCGAUCAAAGAGGGCCAAGAAGAAGCCACCCUGACCUCGCGCAACCGCAUCGCUGCCUUCAUCGCCUUCUACCACAUCGACAUGACCCAAUUCGACCCCUCCGAUAUCUCCGCCUACCGCAACUUCGAGGACUUCUUCGUCCGCGCGCACCGGCCCGGCUCGCGACCGAUCUUCGAGCCCGACAACCCCGGCACGGCAGUUGUUGUGGCUGACAGCCGCGUCGUGGCCUACGAGUCUGUCGCAGAGAGCCAGAAGGUCUGGAUCAAAGGGUGUGAUUUCUCGAUCACCAACCUGGUGAUGGACCGGCGGCUCGGGGCGCAGUUCGACGGCAGCGCGGUCGCGAGCUUCCGUCUCUCGCCGCAGGAUUAUCACCGGUUUCAUUGUCCGGUGCGUGGAGUGGUCAAAAUGUAUAGGAGUAUGCCUGGGGAUUAUUACGAGGUGGAUCCGAUUGCGUUGCGGAGUGGGGUGGAUAUUCUGACGCGCAAUGCGAGGGAUUAUGUUGUGGUGGAUAGUGAGGAGUUCGGGGAGGUGUUGUUUGUGGCGAUUGGGGCUGCGCAGGUCGGGACGGUGAGGUUCCACGAGCGGUUCCAGCAGCCUGGGGCCCGGAUCGAGAAAGGCGAGGAGUUGGGCCAUUUCCAGUUCGGGGGGUCGUCGAUCAUCGUCGCCUUCCAGCGGGAGCGGAUCGUCUUCGACGAGGAUCUGCUGCGGGCAAGCAAGAAUGCCAUCGCCACCGAUGUGGAGGUGGGCAUGAGUUUGGGAAGGUCGGGGGAGAAGGCGUAA
Molecule: messenger RNA, 1005 nt
Organism: Aspergillus aculeatus ATCC 16872
Lineage: Eukaryota; Fungi; Ascomycota; Eurotiomycetes; Eurotiales; Aspergillaceae
Product: putative phosphatidylserine decarboxylase
Exons: 5
Coding region: 1-1005 (334 amino acids)
Biological process (GO): phospholipid biosynthetic process
Molecular function (GO): phosphatidylserine decarboxylase activity
Source: RefSeq, a predicted model, not a curated record